Messenger RNA from Cynoglossus semilaevis (tongue sole), 4378 nucleotides. RefSeq names its product E3 ubiquitin-protein ligase MARCH6-like. Gene Ontology annotation, cellular component: endoplasmic reticulum membrane. The record is from RefSeq and is a predicted model, not a curated record. Gene Ontology annotation, biological process: ERAD pathway. Lineage: Eukaryota; Metazoa; Chordata; Actinopteri; Pleuronectiformes; Cynoglossidae. Gene Ontology annotation, molecular function: zinc ion binding.
UGUGGCUUAAACGGUGAACAACAAACAGGGUGGCACAAAGUCCUGUCCUCUCGUUAGUGUUGCAAGACGAUUAUGUAGUAAAAAAAUAAUGACCGUUACUUUUUUGAUCAAUGAUCGAAUGAAAGGAGAAGGGAUACUUUAUUAAUUUUUAUUUUUGUAAUGUUUACAUGUGACUGUCUUAAGUUUUCACUUUUUUGAGUGCUUUGUUGUGAAGGUGCUAUUAGCAGCCCUCAGACAAGAUGGACAUCGCCGAUGAAGCAGAUAUCUGCCGCGUCUGUCGGUCAGAAGGAUCGCUGGACAAACCACUCUACCACCCAUGUGUCUGCACUGGCAGCAUUAAGUUCAUCCAUCAGGAAUGUCUACUGCAGUGGCUCAAACACAGCAGGAAAGAAUACUGUGAACUAUGCAAACACAGGUUUGCUUUCACUCCCAUUUACUCUCCAGACAUGCCAACACGCUUGCCUUUCCAAGACAUCUUUUCAGGGCUGGUCACCAGUAUUGGAACAGCCAUCAGAUACUGGUUCCACUACACACUGGUGGCCUUCGCCUGGUUAGGUGUGGUGCCUCUCACAGCAUGUCGCAUCUACAAGUGUCUGUUCACGGGUUCUGUCAGCACACUCCUCACCCUGCCGUUAGACAUGCUUUCAACACAGAACCUGCUGGCCGACUGUCUUCAUGGCUGUUUUGUGGUCACAUGCACGCUGUGCGCCUUCAUCAGCCUGGUGUGGCUCAGGGAGCAGAUCGUACACGGUGGCGCCCCUCAAUGGUUGGAGCAGAAUCAGCCUCCUUUGGUUCCCAACCAGCCAAAUGGCCCUGCAGCUGCCAAUGAGGCACCAGGUGGGAAUGGUGCCGUCAAUGCUCAGGCCGCUGGCCGCUUCCCAGGAGGCCAGCAUGGCGAGGACCCUGUCAUUCAUGGUCUGGUUCCUGCCAAUGCACACGGACCUGACCAUCUGGAAGACGAGGCUGUACUUGAUGAUGAAGAAGAAGACGACCAAGAUGAAGAGGAAGAGGAUGACGACGGCAGGGAAGAGGACCCUGUUGAUGCCAUUCUUGGAGGACUUGAGGAUCUGAACUGGAACGCUUUGGAAUGGGACCGUGCAGCAGACGAGUUGACCUGGGAAAAGAUGCUUGGGCUGGACGGCUCCCUCGUUUUUUUGGAGCAUGUCUUCUGGGUGGUCUCUCUUAACACACUCUUCAUCCUGGUUUUUGCCUUUUGUCCAUAUCACAUUGGUCAUUUCUCAGUUGUUGGAUUGGGCUUUGAAGACUAUAUCACAGCAUCGCACUUUGACGGCCUCAUCACCACCAUCGUGGGUUACAUCCUGUUGGCUGCAGCCCUCAUGGUCUGCCAUGUAUUUGCUUCAUUAGUAAAGUUCCAGCGUUCCAAACAACUCUUGGGAGUCUGUUACAUUGUUGUUAAGGUGUCCCUGCUGGUAGUUAUGGAGAUAGGCUUGUUUCCCUUGAUUUGUGGUUGGUGGCUGGACAUUUGUUCUCUGGAAAUGUUUGAUGCAACCUUAAAGGACAGGGAGCAGAGUUUUGACUCGGCUCCUGGUACGACCAUGUUCCUCCAUUGGCUCGUCGGAAUGGUCUAUGUCUUUUACUUUGCCUCCUUCAUUCUUCUUCUCAGAGAGGUUUUGCGGCCUGGUGUAUUGUGGUUCCUAAGGAACUUGAACGACCCAGACUUUAAUCCAGUGCAAGAGAUGAUCCACCUGCCCAUCUAUAGACACCUUAGAAGAUUUAUCCUCUCUGUGGUGGUUUUUGGUUCAAUAGUUUUACUGAUGCUUUGGCUUCCUAUUAGGAUCAUUAAACUUCUCCUCCCGACUUUCCUUCCCUACAACGUCAUGCUUUACAGUGAUGCACCAGUUAGUGAGCUGUCAUUAGAGCUGUUGUUGCUUCAAGUUGUUCUGCCAGCGCUGCUGGAGCAGGGUCACACCCGACGCUGGCUCAAACGCCUCGUCCACGCCUGGACAUUCACAGCUGGAUACAUGUUUGACCUACACUCAUAUUUGCUUGGAGAACACGACGAUGAAGACAACGAACCAAUUAACAACAAUCGCCCUGCUCGCCAUAAUAACAACAAUAACGGCAUGCGUGGUCUUGGGGAGGGGCUACAUGCUGCCCACCAGGCCAUAUUGCAGCAGGGUGGUCCAGUGGGAUUUCAGCCGUACCAUCGACCUAUCCAUUUUCCUCUUAAGAUCGUUCUUUUGGUCGUCUUCAUGUGUGUGACGCUGUUACUAGCCAGUCUGAUCUGCCUUACACUACCAGUGUGUAUGGGCCGCUUGUUGAUGUCUUUCUGGAUGGGCAGCGCCAUGGUCCAUGAGCUGUACACAGCCGCCAGUGGUCUGUAUGUCUGCUGGUUGUCCAUACGGGCUGCCACUGUGGUGCUGUCCUGGAUGCCAGAGGGACCGAGCGUCAUCAUGCUCAAAGUCCAGGAGUGGACACUCAUGAUUCUGAAGACGGUCGUGGUGGCCGUGCUGUUAGCUGGAGUGGUUCCUCUUCUGUUGGGUCUGCUGUUUGAGCUGAUUGUUGUGGCACCUCUCAGAGUCCCACUGGACCAAACACCACUCUUCUAUCCCUGGCAGGACUGGGCGCUGGGUGUGCUCCAUGCUAAAAUUAUUGCAGCCAUUACACUGAUGGGCCCUCAGUGGUGGCUGAAGACGGUCAUUGAACAGGUCUAUGCUAAUGGAAUCCGAAAUAUUGACUUGUACUUCAUCUUAAGAAGACUGGCUGCUCCAGUCAUCUGUGUCCUGCUGCUGUCCCUGUGUGUCCCCUACACCGUCUCCAAAGGCGUCACGCCACUGCUGGGGGUGCAGCCGGAGAUGCAGACGCUGGUGGAGAGAACCAUCUAUCCUUCAGUCAUCAUACUGGCCAUUCUGUCCAUCCAGAUACGGCAGUUUAAGCGCUUGUACGAGCACAUCAAAAAUGACAAAUACUUGGUCGGACAGAGGCUGGUGAACUAUGAAUGUAAGACGGGCAGGAGUGUGUCGUCGGCCUCCUACAGCACCUCACAGACCUGAUGCUGCCGUGGGAUCAGUAGGCUAACUCUGUCCAGUGCUGAGAAAGUACCACAGCCCCAUGUAAUAAUGGAACGGUUUCGUUUUAAAAGAGUUUCAACUCUUAGUUGUCAGUAUCAGCUGUAUCAGCAGAACCACAACCUGGUCCUCCUGUCUGUUUGGUUCACAGGUGUGCGUGUGUGUGUGCGUGUGUGUGCGCGUUUUGUGUUUUAUAUCUCACCAGAGUUGUACAGAUGUGAGAUCCAGGUGAGUUAGGUGUAGCUUUUACCUCAGAGUGUGCUUCCUGUUGAACGUUUGCGGUGGAAUAUUGUACAGAUAACAACAGGCGGCGCUGUGGUUCUGCUCUCAUCGUACAUCUGCCAGUUGAAAGUUGUCGGUGACAAAAACUGAGAUAAUUUUAAUUUCUACAUAUUUUAACUAGAUGUGAUUUUAUUGCAUUUCUUUUUUUUAAGCUUUGUUUUUCCCAUGAGAGAUAGUCUUUCAGGGUAAUCCUCUUAGGAUAUCAUUUUAAAUGAGCGUCACAUUUCUGGCAGUCAGUGAUUUCAUUUUACUUUAAUAUUUUUUUAAUGUGAAUUAUUGCGUUCUACAUUCCUUAGCCUUUGGCUGGUGACAGAAACACAGGAAGAAAGAUCUGAAUAUCUGAAAAUGGUCGGCCUGGGGCUAACGCCAAAGCUAAUUAUGUUUAUAGUCAAGUUUAACCCACAGCUUGACUCAAGCAUUUUCACAUCUUACCAUUGUGAGUCUGCAGCCUUUUCUCAUCUCCUCAGGCUGCAGAAGACUUCAUUUUGCAUUCACAAAAGUGAGAGUGGUGCAAAGUUUGCAGCGUCUUAUACUUUUCUAUGCAAUCUCACUGCACUACAAAAGAAAAAAAAAAUCUGGAAAAGAUCUUUGUCAAACCUAAAUAAGGAUUUUUUUGUUAAAUGUUGCACUUGAACUCACUGUGUAGAAAAGUAUGGUCAACAACACAAAUGUGUUGUUUUGUUUUUCACUGACUCCGACAGGUGUCAGUUCAUUUCACUGUGAUGGCUGCACAGAGCGAUACAACUAAGUUCAACGUCAUUUUUUCUUUUCUUUUAGCACAUGAACACUGUUCCGCACCUAAUCACUGUUUUCCUAUUGAGAUAAUGUAGACUGUAAUUGUUGUAGUGCUGCUGUGUUGCUCACAUGAUGUUAUAAAGUGACCUUUUUGUCACGUGGUUAUAACCCAGCUUCCGACUCUGGUCCUGGAUUUCAUUUUGUAGAAACAAACAAUUUCUAUUUUUGUAUGUGUAAAAAGGCAGCGGCAUGUUCUGUAAUAUGGAAGAAAUACUUUGAGGUCUAACAACUGUGGCUUCACACGAACCAAUAAACCAUUGUGUUGACUGACA